AUGUCUAAAACUUUUACUUUUAUCAUUAUUUGUUCUCUUUUAUAUAUUUGUAAAUCAUUUAAAUGUGGUAGUAAUAAACUUGAAGAAAAUAUUGCUAGUUCAGUUGUUGAUCUUAAUUGUAAAGGACAAAAAGUAUUAAUAAAUAAAUGUUGUCUUCAACAUGAUAGAUGCUAUGAUAGACAAGAUUUAAAAAAAAGUUGUGAUGAUACAUUUUGUGAGUGUCUUGCAGUUGCUUCAAAGGGUAAUAAUUUGUGUAAAACAUUAGGAACAUCACAUAUGUGUAAUGUUGUAAGACUUUUUGGACAAACAGCUUAUGACCAAGCUAAAAAAGGUAAUACUGAUAAGAUAAAGAAAACAAAAAAAAUAAAAUCUAAUGGUGGAGGUAAAUUAGAAGGUAAUUCUUCAAAUCAAAAUAAAAAAUCAAAAGGAAAUAAAUUACAAAAAAUAGAAAAAACAUUGAAGAAAGAAGAAACAGAAGAAGAGGAACUUUUUAAUACAACAGAAAGAUUAUAA
Molecule: messenger RNA, 513 nt
Organism: Strongyloides ratti
Lineage: Eukaryota; Metazoa; Nematoda; Chromadorea; Rhabditida; Strongyloididae
Product: Phospholipase A2 domain-containing protein
Exons: 2
Coding region: 1-513 (170 amino acids)
Biological process (GO): arachidonate secretion; phospholipid metabolic process
Molecular function (GO): A2-type glycerophospholipase activity
Source: RefSeq, a predicted model, not a curated record